Messenger RNA from Zygotorulaspora mrakii, 885 nucleotides. It is a transcript of the gene SNZ1, whose product is annotated as pyridoxine biosynthesis protein SNZ1. Gene Ontology annotation, biological process: pyridoxal 5'-phosphate biosynthetic process; pyridoxine biosynthetic process; amino acid metabolic process. The transcript has a single exon. The record is from RefSeq and is a predicted model, not a curated record. Lineage: Eukaryota; Fungi; Ascomycota; Saccharomycetes; Saccharomycetales; Saccharomycetaceae. Gene Ontology annotation, molecular function: amine-lyase activity. Bases 1 to 885 code for a protein of 294 amino acids.
AUGUCAGAGUUGAAGAUUAAGAGUGGCUUAGCCCAAAUGUUGAAAGGUGGUGUUAUCAUGGAUGUCGUUAAUCCUGAACAGGCCAUCAUUGCAGAGAAAGCCGGAGCUUGUGCUGUUAUGGCGUUGGAACGUAUACCUGCCGAUAUGCGUAAAUCUGGCCAGGUGUGUCGUAUGUCCGAUCCAAAGAUGAUUAAAGACAUCAUGGCAAGUGUUUCGAUUCCUGUGAUGGCAAAAGUACGUAUUGGGCAUUUUGUGGAAGCACAGAUUUUACAAGCUCUGGAAGUUGAUUAUAUUGACGAAAGUGAAGUAUUGACGCCUGCUGAUUGGGAGCAUCAUAUUAAAAAGAAUGAAUAUAAUGUUCCGUUUGUUUGCGGUGCCAAGAAUCUGGGGGAGGCACUAAGGAGAAUUGAUGAAGGUGCUGCAAUGAUCCGUACGAAGGGUGAAGCGGGGACUGGAGAUGUAUCAGAGGCAGUCAAACAUAUCACAAAAAUUAAAGGUGAAAUUGCAGAAUAUAAGAAAACCUUGAAGACGGAUGAAGAAAUAAAAGCAAAAGCAAAAGAAUUAAGAGUUCCUACAGAAUUAUUAAUGCAAGUGCUCGAACAAGGCAAGUUGCCAGUGGUUAAUUUUGCCGCAGGCGGUGUAGCCACACCAGCAGAUGCUGCAUUAUUGAUGCAACUAGGUUGUGAAGGUGUCUUUGUUGGAUCAGGUAUUUUCAAAUCAUCCAACCCAGAGAAGUUGGCCAAGGCAAUCGUUGAAGCAACGACACACUAUAACGAUGCAGCUAAAUUGCUUCAGGUUUCAAGCGAUUUGGGUGAUUUAAUGGGCGGUAUUUCCGUUGAAUCCAUAAAGCAAAGUGACAAAAGACUAGCCGAAAUCGGCUGGUAG